Molecule: messenger RNA, 598 nt
Organism: Heterotrigona itama
Lineage: Eukaryota; Metazoa; Arthropoda; Insecta; Hymenoptera; Apidae
Source: the annotation of a GenBank genome assembly
UUCUCUUUUUUUUUUUUUUCAUGGGCGAAUGAAAGUUUCUUUACGAUCGGUCGCAGCAGAGACCUGCGAAACUGCAGACUCCCUUUGCGGCUGUUAUCGGGAAUGCGCCUUCGUGGCGCAGGACACGAGGCAAAGGAUACUGAAAUAUCGUCAAGCCCCAACCGACGAAUCGGUAAGAUUUUCUGUCGCGAACCGUUUCUGCCUGAAUCGAAAAAACCACCUCGCGUUAUCUUCAUUCAUAGUCUUACGAUGCUCCGAAUAGCCUUCUAAGGAAACCUUUGUGAAAGGUUAUUUUUUUAAUUUACCUUGGACGAGAAUGAUUCGAUUGUUUCGCAAUGCUUGAAGGGCCAAACUGAUGAUGACGAGAGAAUUUUUCAAAUGAAUCUCUUUCAUUAUUUUGCGAUCUGAGUGAUUCUAUUCUCCUUUUUUUUUUCACACGAUGUGUUUUUCGUUUUAUUUUAAAUGAACUUCGAAGUAAGUUUCGUCGUUUUGAAAUACUUGCGCGAGAGUAAUUAUCCUCGAUUAGUUAGAACUACGAAAUUACUUUAUAUUUUUGUAGGCAACUGUUAGAGACGUGCAGUCGCUCUUUCUUUUCUAA